Molecule: messenger RNA, 1280 nt
Organism: Paramecium primaurelia
Lineage: Eukaryota; Ciliophora; Oligohymenophorea; Peniculida; Parameciidae
Source: the annotation of a GenBank genome assembly
AUGUAAAACAAGAAAUUAAAAUGGAAAUCAGAUUUUGAAAAGUCUGUUAUAAUUGAAAACUUUGUAAAUAGAGGAUGGAUCAAAUCUUAAGAGAAAGAAGAAGAAUAAACAGAUUGGAAUGUUUAUUGGGCAACUGUAUGGAAUGUUCGUAAUAUCUUUAAUCCUAAGAAUGGAUUUAGACUUAAUGAUUAAGUAUACUCAAAUUAAUAUCAAAGUAAAUUAUUAAUCACUUUCCAAAUCAUUAUGAAUUAACACGCAAAGAUUGUAUGGUUAAGAAUCUUAAAAGAUUCAAAAGAGAAUAAGAUAAAGAAGUAUUGGAAACAUUCAAUUUUGACUUUUUGCCAACUACUUAUAUUUUCCCUGGAGAAUAUUCACUAUUUGUAGAAGAAUUUCAUAGAAAUCCAAAUUAAACUUGGAUUGUUAAACCAGCUGCUAGAAGUUAAGGCAAAGGAAUAUUUUUGUUAAGGAAAAUUUAAUAAUUAAAAAAAAUCUCAGGAACAACAGUAACAAGUAAUAUGACUUAAUUAAAUCUUGCUUCAAAGGAGAAUUAUGUUGUAUCUAGAUAUAUUGAUAAUCCAUUAUUAAUUGGAGGAAAGAAAUUUGAUUUAAGAAUGUAUGUAUUAGUUACAAAUUACAAACCAUUAAAAGUUUGGAUUUAUAAUAAAGGAUUUGGUAGAUUCUGUAAUGAAUAAUAUACUACUGAUGUUGCUGAAAUAGAGAAUAUGUUUGUACAUCUUACAAAUGUAGCUAUACAAUAAUACAGUGAUAAAUAUUCUUAAAAACAUGGUGGUAAAUAUUCUAUUGAUGCACUCAAAUUAUAUGUAGAAUCUGCAUAUGGAACUGAUGCAUUAAAUAAAAUGAUGGAUGAUAUUCAUAACAUUAUGUUAACUUCAUUAAAAGUAAUUAUUAAUAUAUAUAUAUAUUUAGUCUGUUUAAGCAGUAAUAUAGAAUGAUAAACAUUGUUUUGAAAUGUAUGGUUAUGAUAUUUUACUUGAUUCAAAUCUUAAACCUUGGCUUAUAGAAAUCAAUGCCAGUCCAUCUUUAACUACUACAACACCUGUUGAUAAAAAUCUAAAAAUGAAUUUAAUCAAUGAUGUUUAUAAUAUAGUACUACCAAAUGAUGAUUUCCCUGAUAAUGAUUAAAAAUGUAAUGAUAUAUUUAUUAUUUUUAAGAAUAACAACCUACAAAAGUAGGAGGAUUUACUCUUUUAUAUGAUGAGAAUCUAGAUCCUAAUAAUAGAAAGACUUAAAAAAGAUAGAGUGUUAAAAUAUGGAAAUGA